Symbiodinium necroappetens is the source of this 1722-nucleotide messenger RNA. The record is from the annotation of a GenBank genome assembly. Lineage: Eukaryota; Dinophyceae; Suessiales; Symbiodiniaceae.
AUGGUGAAGCGUGCUCUCUGCGUGGGCUGCAACUAUCCGAGCAAAGCCUUCGGUUUGGCAGGAGCUGUCAACGACGCCUUCCUGAUCGCAGAGACCCUUCAGGCGCAUCUGGGAUUCCGGCAUGAAAACACGUGCGUCCUCCACGACGUUUAUCCGGGCCAGAAGAAAUCCCUGAAGGUGGAACCAGCAAAGUGCCCAACUCGAGUUAACAUACUGCACCAGUUGCAUCAGAUGGUCCGCUCAGCAAGACCGGGAGAUAUGCUCUUCUUCUCCUUCUCUGGAUAUGGGCUGCAGGUGGAUGAUAUGGAUGGUUUCCAGGAUGAAGGAGUCGAAGAAGCCAUCCUUCCAACAGACUUUGUCGAUGGCCGUGAUGGCGAUUACAGCGUCAUUUGCACAAACGACCUUCAUGAUGUCUUGCUGGGUGUUCCUGCCGAUGUUGUCGUGACAGCGGUGAUGGACUGCGACCAUGCUACCACGCUGAUAGACGUGAGUGGCACAAUCGACGGCUCACUUGUAAGUGGACUAAAGUUCAGUGACUUCUGCGGCCUGAAGGCUCAUUCAGCCAAAAUGGAUCUCGCAAGCCACAAUCGUGACGUCUGGCAGGAAGAGAAGGCUCGAAAUGUCAAGGCCAGGCCGCGAUUUCAGCCGGUCAUGGAAAUCGAAAAUCCGCGCAAGGGAAGGUUGCCGACGCGACCAGCAAUGUCACGAUCGUCGUCAAUAGCUUUCUGUUACACGGCCGCCGGUCAUGGGCAGACGGCUAUGGAAAUGCAAAUGUCCAUGCCCAAAGUUGACGGGCAAGACCAGGCAACUAAGCAGCACGGAGUCUUGUCGUGGUGCUUUACAAAGGCUUUGGAAGCGCUGAACUUUGACUGCACCUACUUCGAGCUGUGGGAGGAAAUCCGGAGGCAGAUGACAAUCAUCCAACAGACAUCCUUGCCACGCAUGGAUCAGGAAGUCUUGAUGACCUUCUCUCCUCCCUUGUCAAAACCGCGGACCAUGAAGGCUCUCCAGCCGGUGGAAGUGCAACGUCCAGAAGACCUCAACGAUGGCUCACAGCAAGGCAAGCGCAUUGCUGCUCCGGCUGUCGUUCCUCCGCCACCACCUGGAUUCGUUGCAGGCCUUGCAGCAGGAAGUGCAAGUGGUGCUUGGAGCUCCAGACCAGUCUCCGAAGACCUUCCUUCUCAGCUUGCCAGAGCACCUCAGAGAUGUGCAUCGGAGCUCGUGCACCACAACGUUGAGGGUCGCGAAGGAUCCUUCAGAGUUCAUGGAACCAGCUACGCUCCACAGAAUCGCCUCGAUGCAGGGUACUAUCAGGCUACUUCGAUUCAAGAACCGACUGGCCAUGCCAGCGCUGGAAGUUUCGUUAGUCAGCUUUCGGCUACCUCGUGGAAGAAUGAACGGCAUCUGCCACCACCACCGCCACCCUUGCAGAGUUCGCCGCCUGGCCAUCUACCAGAACGACACGCUGAUGUGGCUGGCUGGCCAUCUCCUCAAUCUCCACACCGCUAUCCUGGGCAACCCCGAGCAGCUCCGCUUGAUCAGCUCGGCCUGGUCAAAGGUUUGACACCACCGAAUCUUUUUGGUGGCACAAGCAUGCCUUCCAGGAGCAACGCCAACAACACACCUAUCAGCUUCAACGUCCCAGGGUACGGCGCCCUCGCACCAUCAUCGCAGGCGGGUUUUUCACAAGCUGAUCCCGGAAGUCAGCGAGAUAAUGAAUGA